AUGACAACAACACUCCCCUUCUCCGACAUCCACAUUCCCGUCCCGGGAUUCGGAGCCAUGGGAUUGAAUUCUUUGAUGGGGACGAAUCUUAAUCUCGAACAAGCGGAGCCGGUGCUUCAAAAGGCUGUUGAUCUGGGCUGUACGUUUUGGGACACAGCGGUAGCUUAUGAGGCGGGUGUGAACGAGAAGCUGCUUGGGGAGUUUAUUCAGAAGCAUGGGAUCCGGGAAAAGCUAUUUGUUGCCUCGAAGUGUGGGUAUACCGUUUUUAGUAAACAGCCGGUGGUGACGAACUCGCCGGCGCACAUCAGGGAGUACCUCGAGGGUACGAUAGAGAGACUGGGCUUUACGCCUGAUCUCUAUUAUCUGCAUCGGAUUGAUCCCAAUACUCCGCUGGAGGAGUCGAUUACUGCACUCGAUGAACUCCGUCGCGCGGGUAAAACCAAGUAUAUCGGUCUCUCGGAGUGUUCUGCGGCCACGUUGCGGAAAGCAAACUCCAUUGCAAAGAUCGAUGCCGUCCAAGCAGAAUACUCUGCUUUCGAAACCCUCCACGAGAGAAGUGGGCUUAUUGAGACAUCCAAAGAACUAGGUAUUGCAUUUGUGGCUUUUAGUCCUCUCGGCCAUGGCUGGCUGGUGGAUGACUUUGCGUAUAAAUCACCUGAUGAUUUCGCACUCGAUGAUUUCCGCCGAAGUGUACCUAAAUUUCAAGGAGAGAACUUUUAUAAAAACAAAGCAAUCGUGGAUGAAAUCAAGAAGCUUGCCACCAGAAAGAGCUGUACCGUCGCACAGAUUGCGUUAGCUUGGGUCGCCGUCUAG
This is a messenger RNA of Glarea lozoyensis ATCC 20868, 813 nucleotides long. RefSeq names its product NAD(P)-linked oxidoreductase. Lineage: Eukaryota; Fungi; Ascomycota; Leotiomycetes; Helotiales; Helotiaceae. Bases 1 to 813 code for a protein of 270 amino acids. Gene Ontology annotation, cellular component: cytoplasm. The record is from RefSeq and is a predicted model, not a curated record. The transcript is spliced from 6 exons.